UCAUCGUAGGUUCAGAUCUCAGAUAAGGCGGUCAGCUGGAGCUUUUUGGAGAAUUUAUCAACCGUUUGGGUGUUUAUUUUCAACUCUUUAGACUUAGUACAGGGCGAAACUAACUCCUGAAGGCAUUUUCUUCACUGGAAUUGUAUUUAAAAGUUGCAAAGCGGGACAAACCGGGGAAACUGUUACGAUUAGUCGGAUAAAGUUUAAAACAAAAUAAAGUCAAGAGGAAUUCUACUAACAACAAGAUGGAUGUUUCAGCCCAGACUCUCUAAAAAACUUCCAGAAAAUGUUGGACAAACGAGCUGUGGAUAUUCAUCUGGAGGAGGAAGCUGGAGGGAAAAACGUGAAGGAAGUGUUCUGCUCUCAGUAUCAGUGUGGCUCUCUGCUCGGCAGCGGGGGGUUCGGCUCGGUGUUUUCAGGACAGAGACUCUCUGAUGGACUUCAGGUUGCCAUCAAACAGAUCACCAGGGACAGAGUUCAGCAGUGGGCGAGACUGCCGGGCGUGGUCGGUCCCGUUCCCAUGGAGAUCGCUCUGCUGCAGCGACUGUCCGAGGUCGGGGGUCACAGCGGCGUGGUGCGCAUGCUGGACUGGUUCGAGGUGGAGGGGCGGGGCUUCCUGCUGGUGCUGGAGCGACCGCCUCAGUGUCAGGAUCUGUUCGACUUCAUCACGGAGAGAGGAGCGCUGCCCGAACGCCUCGCACUCCGGUUCUUCCGUCAGAUCGUGGAGGCGCUGCAGGUCGUUCACGCUCACGGCGUUGUGCACAGAGACAUCAAGGACGAGAACAUCGUGGUGGACACGAGGUCGCUCGAGGUCAAAAUCAUCGACUUUGGGUCAGGAGCGCCGCUCAAAGAGACGCCGUACAACGAGUUCGAAGGGACUCGGGUCUACAGUCCUCCCGAGUGGAUCGUGUCGCAGUCGUACGAGGCCGUCUCUCUCACCGUCUGGUCGCUGGGCGUGCUGCUCUUCGACAUGGUGUGCGGCGACAUCCCGUUCGAGCGAGACCAAGAGAUCGUCGGGGCCACGCCCAUUUUCACCAGACGGGUUUCUAAAGAAUGUCAGUCUCUGAUUCGCUGGUGUCUGUCCUACCGACCGGAGGAGCGCCCCUCCCUGGAGGAGAUCCUGACUCACCCCUGGAUGGAGGGAGGAGAGGAGGAGGAGGGAGGAGACCUGCAGGAGGACCACAGCUCUCUGCCGGCUCAGUCCCUGUGAUGCCGCAACCCUGACCAUGAACGGCUCUGGUCAGAAUAAAACCAACCCUGAGCUCGCAGGUCUCUGGACUCAGUCACUGUGACAGAACUGUGGACGGUCUGAGACAGGACUCUGGACUCUUUGGUGCACCACACUGGGAUGGUGUAGUGCUCUGCUCAGCCAGCAGGGCGGCGACACAAAAACCUCACACUGGAUUUAGAAAGGAUCAGCAGUGUUUUCAUGCUUGAACCUCGUUACCUAAAGCUUCACAGAGACGCAUCACAGAGGGAGGAGAGGCUGAAGUCCUCACUGAGGUCCUCAUACGUACACUGAUGAAUUCUUUAACGAGGUGAAAACACUGCUGUGAUCCUCUGACGGCCUCUGCUCUUAAGAAAACUAAUUUAUUUCUGCCUAAGUUUGUGGUCGAGCUGCAGUCGGCGGCUCUCUCUCUUUAUUUAUCUCUGUUGGUGGAAGAAGCAGCUUUGUUGCCAUGACAACGUGUUGUUGCUGUAUUUAUUGAGUAUUUAUUUUUGCUGAGGAUGUCGGCAGGUCGUUUCAUAUUUUUUUCUUUUUUUUUUCUUCCUUCCAGCUCCAUCAGAGAACUCUCGUUCUGGUUUUUGUUCUUCAAACACUAGUUUACAUUUUUGG
Molecule: messenger RNA, 1837 nt
Organism: Labrus bergylta (ballan wrasse)
Lineage: Eukaryota; Metazoa; Chordata; Actinopteri; Labriformes; Labridae
Gene: pim2
Product: Pim-2 proto-oncogene, serine/threonine kinase
Biological process (GO): negative regulation of apoptotic process; protein autophosphorylation
Cellular component (GO): cytoplasm
Molecular function (GO): protein serine/threonine kinase activity; ATP binding
Source: RefSeq, a predicted model, not a curated record